AUGCCGAGAAAACCAGUUGAGAAUGUCAAACACGAUCGUAUGCUAGGUAACCAAGGAAGCCGUAAAGGGAAAGAAAUUCCUAGAGUUGAUGAGGACGGUUAUAUGGGGGUCAAAAGCAAGAAAAUUGCAAGGAAACGAGGAGUUAAGGUGGGCAAGCAGAAACCUAAGUUUGAGUAUAGACCAGUUAUUACGAAACAUAAGGAUGAGUCUAGAGUGAAGCCGACUUCAUCUAAUUUCCAUUCGAGAAACCCUUUUGAGGUUUUGAAUGAGGUUCAUAGGGAGAAAGGCCAAAGUAGUAAUGGGGAUAGUGGUGGUCAAGAGGACUCUGAUGAUGAAGAGGUGGUUGAAGGUUAUAAUGAAAUGGAUGAGUUUCUCACGGGAGGGACUCUUAAAUCUUCUAAAGGAGCAAGCACUCCUUUAACCGGGGUUUCCAAUGAGUCUCUUGUUGAUGUUGGUAAUCUUGCGAAGGUUUGUAAUUCGGUUUUUCGUCGUUGGUCUUGGAUUUCAAAUGGUAGCUGUUGUGAUAAAGGUACGAGAAUCAUUGCUAGGUGGAACUCGGAUGUCCUUGAUGUUAUUGUGCUGGCCCAAACGUCUCAAGUUAUGCAUCUUCAGAUUAUUUUUAAGCUGGAUAAAAAGGUUUUAUUUUGUUCGGUUGUCUAUGCAGCGAAUUACUAUAUCAAUCGAAGAGAUUUGUGGUAUCAAUUAUAUUUACAUAAAGCUUUUGUAAGUGAUAAGCCUUGGGUUAUAAUGGGUGAUUUUAAUUCGGCUUUCAGCUUAGAAGAUCACUCUAUGGGAACUUCCUCUAUCUCGAUUGGCAUGAGAGAGUUUCAAGAAUGUGUUUCAGAUAUUGAGGUGUUUGAUAUUAAUCGGUCCGGAUGUCACUUUACGUGGAAUCAAAAGCCUAAAGAAGGUGUUGGUGUGUUAAAGAAAAUUGAUAGAAUCAUGGGCAAUAUUUCUUUUGUUUCUGAAUUUCCAAACUCGGUUGCUUUGUUUCAUCCGUAUAGGCUAUCUGAUCACUGCCCGUGUAUUCUUAAUAUUCCCACCCCCGGAAAAUUGAAGCCUAGAUCGUUUAAAUUUGCCAACUUUUUGGUUUUUAAGCCGGGCUUUAUGGAGAUUGUAAAGCGUGUUUGGGAUACUCAAAUUGAUGGGGUCCUUCAGUUCCGAGUAGUGAAAAAACUCAAGUUGUUAAAGUCUCCUCUUCGGGGUUUAUUGUUUCAACAAGGGAAUUUGCACAAGAAAGUUGAGAAUAUUCGCCGGGAAUUAGAUGCGAUCCAGCUUGACAUUGAUUUAAACCCGAUGAAUGCGGGUCUUCUCUCUCAAGAGGCUAAACUUUUAGCCGAUUACCAGGAUGCUUGCUUAGAUGAGGAACGGUUUCUAAAGCAAAAAUCGAAGGUGGAUUGGUUGCGGGCCGGUGACGCAAACACAAAGUUUUUUCAUGCUUCGCUGAAAAGCAGGAAUCACGUGACUCGAAUUGAGGUUAUUUCGAACUCUCAUGGAGUUUUAUUCCAGGGAGAUGACGUUUCUAAGGCUCUAGUCCAUCAUUACGAGAAUUUUAUUGGCAUAGAAGAUGACAUUAAUUUACAUCCUACUCAUGAUCUUUUUGUUAAACGGUUGCGUAAUGAAGACGCUAAUCAUAUGGUCCGCCCGGUUACUAGCGAAGAGGUCAAGCUGGCUAUGUUUUCCAUGGGCAAUGACAAAGCUCCGGGCCCUGAUGGAUACACAGCUGCGUUUUACAAACAUGCGUGGCCGAUUAUUGGCCAGGAUGUGGCGAGUGCAAUCAUGGAUUUCUUCAGUUCUGGUAAGCUUCUUAAGGAGCUCAAUAGCACGUUAAUUGUUCUUAUUCUGAAGAAGCCUACUCCGUCAUCUGUCACGGAUUACCGUCCUAUUGCAUGUUGUAAUGUUAUUUACAAGUGCAUUAGUAAAAUUAUUGCGGAUCGUAUAAAGUAUUACCUGAAUCAGAUUGUUAGCAUUAACCAGUCCGCAUUCGUUCCAGGAAGGAAAAUUUCUGAUAACAUCUUGCUUACGCAAGAAUUGAUGCAUAAUUAUCACAGGAAUAAUGGUCCUCCGAGAUGUGCGUUCAAAGUUGAUAUCCAGAAAGCGUAUGACACAGUUGACUGGAGUUUUCUCAUGCGUGUUCUCAUGGGUUUCGGUUUUCAUUCGAAAAUGGUAGAGUGGAUAAUGACGUGUGUUUCCACUCCUACCUAUUCGGUUUGUGUUAAUGGGGAUGUUCAUGGGUAUUUCAAAGGGAAACGUGGCUUAAGACAGGACGACCCUUUAUCCCCUUAUUUAUUCACGCUUGUUAUGGAAAUAUUGACAUGCAUUCUGCACCAAGCUACUCAGUUGGAUUCUUCGUUUAGAUUUCAUAACAAGUGUGAAAAGCAACAUAUCAUUAAUCUCUGUUUUGCUGAUGACUUGUUUUUAUUUGCUCGAGGUGAUGUUCAGUCAGCUCAAUGUAUCAUGGAGUCGCUUACUCGAUUCACCAACAUGUCCGGGUUGGUCCCUAGCAUUCAGAAAAGUACCGCUUUCUUUUGUAAUGUCUCAAAUCAUGUUAAAGUUGCUAUUUUGGAUAUCCUGCCGUUUGAAGAGGGUCUUUUACCGGUAAAAUACUUAGGGGUGCUUCUUAUUUCUUCGAGGCUUCGGGUUAAAGAUUGUAGUGUUCUUCUUGAACGCUUGGAUGAGGGUUCUUUCCAUAGAGGAAAAGCGAAAGUUUCGUGGAGAGCUAUCUGUGUGCCUAAAUAUGAAGGUGGCCUCGGUAUUCGUCGGGUCGGAGAUGUUAAUAAGGCCCUUAUGUUGGACUUGGAGGAAAAUCCUCAAUUACGGCCGUUGGUUAAGGAGCAUAUCUGGCAUUCUUUGGGCGCUGGUAAUACCAUUUCUGCCUGGUAUGAUUCUUGGUGUCAUCUGGGUCCUCUUUCAACCUUAUUAUCGCCUCGGGUCAUUACGAAUGCGGGAUUUCGGUUGGAUGCUAUGGUUUCGGAUGUUUAUAGACAUGAUUCUUGGGCAUGGCCGGCUGCUUGGAGGGACUUAUUUCCGGUUCUUAAUCAGCUGGAUCAUCUUUGUCCGGAUCAAAACAAGCUGGAUCGAUUGGUGUGGAAGGAUGGCGAUAAUAUGCUUGAUCAUUCAUCCUUUACGGUUUGGAACACGAUUCGGCUGAGAGAGCAGGAAGUGGAUUGGGCAAAAAUUGUUUGGUUUCCUCAAUGUAUUCCUAGGCACGCUUUCUUGGUGUGGCUAAUAAUGCGACGAAAACUUUUGACACAAGAUAAAAUUUUAAAGUGGGACUUAGCUAGGAGGAAGAACAUGAAUAUGAUGUGCUGUCUCUUAUGCUAUGCGGAUGUCGACUCCCAUGAUCAUCUUUUCUUUGAAUGUCAGUUCUCUUCGCAGGUGUGGAGCUUGGUCCGAGGUAACGUCAAUAUGGAUAAUGUUCAGCCUAAAUGGUCAUCGAUUGUGAACUGGUUGAUGGUGAGAAGUCAGUCUAAGACGGCAGCCAAUUAUGUUGCUCGUGUGCUUGUAGGUGCGACUGCUUACAGUAUUUGGCAAGAGCGAAAUGCUAGACUUUUUAAAAACCAAACGGGUCCACCGGAUUUAAUUUGCAGCAUCAUUCUAAAGACAGUUCGAUACAAAUUAAUGGGAGUAAAAUUCAAACCUUGUGCUAAUGUUCGAAGGCUGCUUGGAAAUUGGGAGAUCAAUGAUGACGCUAUGAACGAUGAUGGGGGCUGA
Helianthus annuus (common sunflower) is the source of this 3714-nucleotide messenger RNA. RefSeq lists its product as uncharacterized. The record is from RefSeq and is a predicted model, not a curated record. Bases 1 to 3714 code for a protein of 1237 amino acids. The transcript is spliced from 4 exons. NCBI's taxonomy places the organism in Eukaryota, Viridiplantae, Streptophyta, Magnoliopsida, Asterales, Asteraceae.